This is a messenger RNA of Ochotona curzoniae (black-lipped pika), 558 nucleotides long. RefSeq names its product ribonuclease A family member 9 (inactive) (gene RNASE9). The record is from RefSeq and is a predicted model, not a curated record. Lineage: Eukaryota; Metazoa; Chordata; Mammalia; Lagomorpha; Ochotonidae. Gene Ontology annotation, molecular function: nucleic acid binding. The coding region runs from base 1 to 558 and encodes 185 amino acids. The transcript has a single exon.
AUGUUGAGGAUUCUGGUCCCGAUACACCCACUGUCUCUACUGCUGCUGCAGCUGGCACAGCCGUUACAGUCUAAAAGGAGAAGCCAUUAUCACAUGGAGCCUGAUGAAAUGUACAACUACGAUGAAGCUGUACGAGAAUUUUUUGGUAGUGGUCCUACCAAACCGCCUGUCAGAGAAAAAUUCAUUAACGAUUUCCUUAUUGGGUCAGAAAGGCCAUUAUAUGAUUCCCUCUUCUGCACUGACACAAUCUUGCUAAAAAGUGUGCACCAUAAGUCUCGUUGUAUGGCAGAACAUUAUUUCAUCGUAAUGCCUUACAAUGAGGUGGAAAAAAUAUGUUAUACUAGGUUUGCUGAAUGUAAAGAUGGAAUUAAGAAAUGUAACAGAGGUAGGGAGCUCAUAGAAGGAGUCUAUUGUAAAUUAACAAAAGGUACCAAAAUGCCUGAGUGUCAAUAUGAUUCAUUUUAUAAGAAAGGGCUUGCUGUAAUUACUUGUAAAUGGGCAAAUAUUUUCGAAGAACUUAUUCCUGUUACUGUAAAUGAGAUCAAGGAGUUAGAAUAA